Molecule: messenger RNA, 3460 nt
Organism: Bacillus rossius redtenbacheri
Lineage: Eukaryota; Metazoa; Arthropoda; Insecta; Phasmatodea; Bacillidae
Product: HEAT repeat-containing protein 3
Exons: 13
Coding region: 133-1824 (563 amino acids)
Biological process (GO): protein import into nucleus; ribosomal large subunit biogenesis
Source: RefSeq, a predicted model, not a curated record
AAGCUCAAAAUAAAAGACAAGCAACUAUUCCCUGUCAUGGCGUCAUCCUGUGUGUUGUGUUUUCGCACGUGGUCGCUAUGAUGUUAUUGUUCGUUCUGGUGUAGUUACAAGGCUGUUGCUAGGAAUAUUAAAAUGGGUAAAACUAGACGUCAAAGGAAACGGCCGAAGUACAAGAAUCCUACUGGUUUGCUUAGUGUAAAAGAUACACAACAGGAAGAGGGUGAACACAGUGCCGGAGACCAAAUUUCUAAAAAUGAGAUAGCGAUAAGUGCCGUUCUUGAUCAGUUGCAGUCGCCGGACGUGGAACACAAGGUGUUCGGGCUGCAGACGCUGGCGACAGUGUUCACGGAGCCGUGCGCCGUGCAGGAGGCGGUGCGACACGAGGUGGUGCGCGUCGCCGCUCCGCUGCUGCUGGACGCCAGCGCCUCCGUGCGCCACGUGGCGGCCGGCGCGCUCAGGAACCUGAGCGCGGGCGGCCACGAGCUGUGCGACCUGCUGGUGGAGCAGGACGUCAUGACGCCCCUCUCCGCGCUCCUGCAGGAGUAUGCAGUGGACUGGCAGCCACUGAAGAACUCCAAGGUCACGGACAAGAAAGCCGACACGUUCCUGCAGGCGGUGCACUUGCUGUGGAACCUCUGCGAGAGCAACGGCACAGCUGUGAAGUACUUCAACGACAGGAACAUGCUGCCGGUGCUCGCCAGGUGCCUGGACACCUCCCUGUUCGGCCUGGACAUAGUCACAGCUGCAGCGCAGUGCAUCCAGACAGUGACUGAGGACAACUCGACAGCGGUCAGUCAGCUGCAGAGCUCCGAGCCGAUCCUGAGGCAGCUCCUGAUGCUGGAGGGAGACCAGCCGGCCAUGCUCCUGGUCAGGACACUCGCUGCAGACGGAGAGGAUGACGUCAUGGACCAGGACUCGUCUGACACCAGCGACGAGAUGCUGAGUGACGCAGCGUGCGACUAUGAAGGCGAUGCCGUCCCGCUGGAGAAGCUGCCCAUCAGCCUCUUGCCAGAGGUGCACGAAGGAGUCACCGCCCACCAGCUGGUGCGGAAGGUGUGGGAGAAGACGGUCCAGGCGGCAGAGAACGUACUGCAGAUGCUGGGAGAGACAGAGGAGGGCCAGCAAGUGCUCCGGAAGUUGGCAACGCUGCGCUCACGGGCCUUCCUCUGCCUCAACAACCUGGUGUCCUGCCUGGACGUGGAUGACUUGGGAGGCUGCGACAAGCUCUACCACAUGUGGACCAGCAUCGCCAGCCUGAUCAUCACGCACCGAGACGUGGACGACUCCGUGCUGGAAGCAGCGUCUGCCGCGCUGCGGGCCGUGCUACAGAGGCUGGGUGAGCUGGGGGCCGCCUCCUACUUCUCCCAGCUGGCAGAGUCCGACCUCACGAUGCUGUUUGAGCGCCAGCAGCACUGCAAAGACGCGAACGUGCGCGCUAACCUCAUCCGAAGCGUGGGUAUCCUCGGCUCAAUCCUGGUGUCUGCACAGACCCCAGCCAGUCACCAGCUCGUUAAGGCGGUGGGCACACUCCUGCUGGAGGCAGCGGCGGGCGAGGCGGAGCUGUGGGUGGGGGCGGAGGCCCUGGACACGCUCAUGGACGUGUUCGCGGAGGACGAGACGGACCGGGCGGCCGCCGACAUAGACCUGGUGCAGCGCCUCAGAGCCCUGCUGCCCGCCGUCCGGCACAAGGUCCGUCAGCAGCGGAAGUGUCUGGGCGACCACCACCUGGUGGUCACGACGGUGAACGCCAACCUGAAGCGCUUCAUCGCCUACAAGGGCCGGCGCCUCGCGGCUCGUGCCCCGUCCAACGGCUGCCCUCGCUAGAGCUCCAAGUCUCCUCCACUUGCUCGCGAAUAUUACACUUUCUGUAGGGAUAUGUGGUUAUUCAUUUUUCAGUUUAGUUCACUCCCUGUGGAAUUCCUGUCAACUAUCUUAAAUUGGAUUCAAUCAUGGUUUUCAAUCUUCACACUCUGUUGUACAAUGAAGAAGAUAGAGCAACCUGAAUGUUAGGUUUCGUCGCACUAUCUGCUAACUAUAAACGUGUAGGCAAAUAUUUGUUAUCAAACUUUUUCUUGUCAUAUAACAUUGAUUUUGCUGACUAUAAUUUCAUUUUGUGUGUUUCUUUAGCUGGGUAAGGUAUACUGCUUGGCUUCUUUUAUCCCUUUUUUUUUAAAUAUUUAUUCAUAAAAUGUGAAAUUUUUUAAGAAAAAUCCCAAAAUCCUACUACAUAGACUGUUUUGAAUUACCAUAAAGCCCUAGCAGGAUAGUAGCCUAUGUUUUUUUAAGUUGCUAGAACUGUUUAAAUCAUUGCUGUUAAUUAAAGAUUUUUGCAUGGAUCAACAUCACUGAAUAUUUGUUUGGCCAAAAGUAAAUACAGUAAUAUACUCAUUUAUUUCAUUUUUACACGUCAUAUUCAUGUGUUCUGUGAUUUUACUAUUAAUUUGCUGUAAAAUACAGUGAAUAAUUUUAUUACGAACAAAUAAUAAGCUUACAUCAAAUUUGAAUUAGUCUCCAAAAUACUCUCGUUGGCUAGCGAUGCACUUAUCCGAAGGUUGAUUCCGUGAUUGGAAACAUUUCCUGGAGGCCUUCAGCUGCUCCGUCGAGGGCCUCUCUGUGUCAAACAUUUUUCUUUUAACACUGUUUUCAUUUUUGGGAAGAACCAGAAGUAUCAUGUUGCUAAAUCCAAAGAGUAAGGUCGAUAAGGACGGACAGGAACAGAUUAUUCUGCCCAAAACUCGCAAAUCAGAGGUGAGGUGUGACACGGCAUGUUGUUGUGAUGGAGGAAGCCAUUGGCCCAUAUUUCAGGUAUCUUUCUCUGUAAAUUGUUAUCGCACUAUGCCCUCACCAACGAAAAAAACGAGCAUGACCUUGACAUUUGUCUUUGACUGACGUGACUUCUUAGGACAAGGAGAGCUAUUCAUUUUCCAUUGGGAACACUGAGUUUUCGUCUCAGUGUCAUAGCCAUACACAUAAAUUUCAUUUCCAAUUAUAAUUUUAGCCAUGAAGUCCAGAACUACAAGAAGAUUCUUGCAAACUGACUCACGAUUUUUCCCUUGUUCAUUGCCCAAAAGUCGGGGGACAGAAUUUGCACUCACCCAUCUCAUUUGCAAAUUAUGUGUUAAAAUGCUUCACAUAGAUUCGUGAGAGAUGGAAAGUUCUUCGUUAAGCUCUCAAAUAGUUAAUUGUUUUGAAUUAACCAUAUUUGCCACUGUUUGCAGGUUUUUGUUUUGUUUUUGAGGUUAAAGGGUGUUCUUACCAUUGAUUGUAUUCAACUGACUCAUUUCCACUUUCAAAUCGCUCAUACCACUAGUAAAUUAGCAGUGUUCAAAGUUCACUUUUCUAGGGUGUAAGUCAAAGUCGAAUUGUGAAUCUUCAAACUUCCGAAGGUUGAAGUCGAAGUUAUAACUUUUCAACAGAAUAAUUGCAGUUUUUUCACAGUCUGAUAUCUGUAUUUUAAUUU